UCAUGUCCGCGCUGUGUUUGUUGGUGUGUUCGCUGGCCGUGUUUCAGCUCGUCGCCCGGGCUCAGUACGCCCCUGAUGAGGUGACCCACCUGCCGGGUAUGUCGUUCAAACCGAACUAUCGACAGUGGUCGGGACACCUGCAGGCACGGCCCGGAAAGUUUCUCCACUAUUGGUUUGUGACCUCUCAGGGGGACCCAGUCAAAGACCCUCUGGUGCUCUGGCUGAAUGGAGGCCCAGGCUGCAGCUCUCUGGAUGGAUUCCUGUCAGAGAAUGGACCAUUUCAUGUACAUGAUAACGGGGCCACGCUGUAUGAGAACACAUUCAGCUGGAACAAGAUUGCCAAUGUGCUGUAUCUAGAAUCUCCUGCUGGAGUAGGAUAUUCCUACUCUGAUGACAAAAAGUAUGCCACCGAUGAUGACCAGGUUGCUGAUGAUAAUUACAAAGCUCUGCAGAGUUUCUUUACCAAGUUCCCAAAUUUCAUCAAAAAUGAGUUCUUCAUCUUUGGGGAAAGUUACGGUGGGAUUUAUGCACCGACCCUCAGCCUGCGUGUGGUUACUGGAGCUGCCAAAAUCAACUUCAAGGGCUUCUCCGUGGGAAAUGGUCUCAGCAGCUUUGCGCUCAAUGACCAAUCUUUGAUCUACUUUGGUUACUACCACGGCCUCUUUGGAGAAGCUUUGUGGCGAGAUCUGAACAUAAACUGCUGUGACAAGGGGAUGUGUAAUUUCUACAACUCCAGCUCAGAGCAGUGCAGUACGCUGGUGAAUGUGGCCUUUGGUAUUGUGUAUAAUAGCGGACUUAACGAGUAUGCCCUUUACUUGGAUUGCGAGGGUGGCAGAAGAUCCCACAGCGGCUACGAGAGGACCAUCAGUCACCUGUUUAAGAACUAUAGGAAACAUCAACACACCCACAAGUUUUCAGUUGGAGUGUCUCCCUUCGUGUCUCUGGGUGAUGUCCCUCCCUGCAUCAACAGUACGGCUCAGAUGAACUGGCUGAAUAGAGGCGACGUGAGGAAAGCUUUGCACAUUCCAGAUACACUGCCACCGUGGGACAUCUGCAGUGAUGACGUUGGGGAGCAAUACCACAACCUGUACCCAACAGUGAAGGAGGUCUAUCUGAAACUGCUCUCUCUGGGCCUGAGGGCGCUCGUCUACAACGGAGACACCGACAUGGCCUGCAACUUCCUGGGAGACCAGUGGUUUGUGGAAGACCUUGGCCUGAAGGCAACCACUAAGUACCAGACCUGGCUUCAUGAUCACCAGAUUGCUGGUUUCUACCAGCAGUAUGGAAACAUCACUUUCCUGACAGUCAAGGGUGCAGGUCACAUGGUUCCUCAGUGGGCUCCGGGUCAAGCCUUCCACAUGUUCCAGUCUUUCAUCACAAAUGGCUCCUACUGAGCCAUGAUGGAGACUGCUGCAUGUAAUAUACCUGCACUCACUUGUUAAUGUAGCGUAUUUUUCUCAGGGAAGAGGAUUUGAGGGAAAGGGACUGUAAGGGCACUUAUUUAACGUUCAUACCUGCAGUACCUUGAGUAUUUGGAGAGACAUAUUUGUUGGCUUUGCUCUUCACCACAUUGGAUAUGAAAUUAAACUGUUCAAGUGCAAUCUUUGAGGAAUUGACACCCUUUUUAGAUAGUCUCCAUUUUCGAGGACCACAAAUGUGAAUAAAAUCACAUUUUAUUGUUUGGGGGUUUUGUGCCUUAACUCUGGUUUCAGCAUGUAAAAAGCACCUGAUUGAUGUUAUUUGGGCUGUUAACAUUCUAGUUAGCCUUAAACUCCUUGGUGGCCUUGUCUUAAGAUUCUUUAACUGCAUUGUCCUGAAACUUAAGAACCACUUGUACAAGUCCUUGUACUUGUAAAACCCUGCACAAAGUCAGUGCUUGACCCGUUUCCUUUCAUAUCUGACAAAACAGAAAUUGUCGUGGUCCAAAUACUUGGACUGCACUUGAUCAAAUUAAACUAUUUUCUGUGGCACUGAUGUAAAGCUCAAUCCUGGUGUUUUUAAUUGAUAUUUUCAGCAGAAUGUGCGAGUAAUAAAAGCUGAUUGUUCUGAACUUGAAUGGAAAAACUGUCUCAAUCGUAACUUUACUUGUAUUUGUGUCUUUAUUAAAUGAUUUGAACUGCCAAUGACACAUGGAUUGUCAGAUAAAUUCACAUG
This is a messenger RNA of Anoplopoma fimbria (sablefish), 2154 nucleotides long. Its product is annotated as cathepsin A-like. The record is from RefSeq and is a predicted model, not a curated record. Bases 3 to 1394 code for a protein of 463 amino acids. NCBI's taxonomy places the organism in Eukaryota, Metazoa, Chordata, Actinopteri, Perciformes, Anoplopomatidae. The transcript is spliced from 11 exons. Gene Ontology annotation, biological process: proteolysis. Gene Ontology annotation, molecular function: serine-type carboxypeptidase activity.